Mesorhabditis belari is the source of this 597-nucleotide messenger RNA. NCBI's taxonomy places the organism in Eukaryota, Metazoa, Nematoda, Chromadorea, Rhabditida, Rhabditidae. The record is from the annotation of a GenBank genome assembly.
AUGACUCAGCCACCCGAUUAUUCAACCGAAGAGCCCUCUCGAAUUCCGCCAUUUUCGGGGCAAAACUUUUCCCCUGUUGCUGACUUUUUUGGACCCCCGCCCGCCUACGAGGAAGUGGUUGGCGGUGGAGGAGAAAGACCGACUCGUUUGGCGCCGAAGCUGACCGGCGAUGGAUGGGCGGCGGAGAAAUCCGGGAAAAUCCCGAUUGAAACCUCACCAAAAACAAGUCCAGUGGACGAUCAUCAAGUGGCGAUGAUGGCAAAAGUGGAAAUGAAUCGAGAUGAGGAAAAUGAGAGGAUGAUGGAGGAAGAGAAUGCGAUAAAUGAGCAGGAUAUCGAUCAACCAUCGACGAGUUGUCAAGAUUCCUCUUAUGCAGCUCGUUUGGAGCGAAUGUUUGGAGAGUGUGGUGAGCGAUUGGAAAGAAGAUUCGAGAUGUUGGGUAGAUCGAUCGAGAAUCAAUCGAACACAGCUGGCCAUGUGAUUGAGAGAGAAGCGGGCAAGAUUGGGGAAAAGUUCGAGAAACUCUUCACCGCGACAAACAAGAAAUUCGACGCUGAGUGCACCCGAUUAUGCACUUCAGCCGAUUCAGCCGAUGAA